Hymenoscyphus albidus is the source of this 1575-nucleotide messenger RNA. Lineage: Eukaryota; Fungi; Ascomycota; Leotiomycetes; Helotiales; Helotiaceae. The record is from the annotation of a GenBank genome assembly.
GUGCAGGCGCAGGCCAAGCGACAGCGGCUCAAAAAGUGUCAUAGUGCACUGAUGAAUCUUUGCUCAUUUUGACGUGAGGAGAAUCUUGGUAGAAAUGUAUAGAAUGCAGUGGGAUCCUGAGAUGCCAAUCAAUUGUGAUGAUGACACUGGUACUCGUCUGGGUACUGGCACUGGGUGAAGGAGCAUGAAAAUAAUCUUCAGCCUCAGCUUUCCUGUAGAGUAGAGUAGUUUCCAUGACCUUCCAUGGCAGCCUCGCGCUGGUUUGCUGCACUGCGGACUGCACUGCUGCACCGCUUGUCUAGAGGCAACUUCCAUCUACAUCAAAUAAAUUCUCACGCGCAAUUGACUUCUCUCUCCUCCACGCACUCAACUUCCAACCACUCUCACCACCACCAUAAUUUCCAUCGCGGUAUUGCUUUACGCUCUCUACAGGCACCUUUAGCGAACUACUUGACUCGUCAUCACCACCACACCUUUUCGCGAAGAUGGCUGCUACUCCUGAAGGUAAGCUUGAAUCUCUCAAGUCAGAUCUCUCUGGAGCUCGAGCUCGCCGGCAUCAUCCAAAAGGAUUUUCUCAUUUGCGCGUUUGCGAAGGAGAAUAUCAUGAGAAUGCGAUGCGCAAAGAUCACUCGAUGGCCUCAGUCUUCCCCUCACUGUGCGAAACCCUAGCUAACCCAACCUUUUCAACCCCGCAGUCCUCUGGGCUCAACGAUCCUCCGCAACCGAAGCAGAGAAGAACUACCUUUACGUCACCAUCACCGUCCCCGAUGUCCAGAAGGAAAAACUCACGCUGGAUAUCACCUCCAAAGCCCUGACAUUCGCUGCCCAUUCCGACUCCCUCAAGAAGGAUUACGCCGUUGACCUUGAGUUAUACGAUGAGAUCGAUACCUCCGCUACCAAGAUCAACCACACUGCCAAGAACGUCCAGCUGGUCCUACGAAAGAAGGAGUUGAAGGAGGAGUUCUGGCCACGAUUGUUGAAGGAGUCGAAGAAGGUUCAUUUCUUGAAGACAGACUUUGACAAAUGGGUUGAUGAGGACGAGCAGGAUGAGGCUCCAGAAGAUGAUCUAGGUAUGUUAUGAAUCCCCCUGCAUCUUACGAACGAGGCUGAUCAAGGGAGCAGCCGGUGCUGGUGGUAUGGGUGGAAUGGGGGGCAUGCCAGGAAUGGGCGACAUGAGCUCGAUGAUGGGUGGUGCCGGUGGAGACUUUGGCGGUAUUGAUUUCUCCAAGCUCGGCGGUGCAGGGAUGGGAGGUGAGGAUGAGGGUGAGGAUGACGACGACGACGACGAGAUGCCUGAACUUGAGGAGGAGGAUGCCGCUAAGUCAGCUGCUGCAGCCGCCCCAGCUGCUUCCUCUUCCAAGAUUGAGGAGGUCAACUAGAUUUUGUAUUUGUGCUCCUUACAAGGUCUGCGCACUUUCCCUUUUUUUCUUCUCUCCCUUUGGCAUAUGGGUUUUCAAGCGGCAAAGUCAGGUCAAUGUCCUUGAUCACAUUUACUCGUCCAAAUGGAACAUAUUAUGGACGCCAUAGGUGGUUCGUUGACAUGAAUAUCAUACGGUGUUGGUAGGAAAAAAUUCA